Molecule: messenger RNA, 1787 nt
Organism: Carassius auratus (goldfish)
Lineage: Eukaryota; Metazoa; Chordata; Actinopteri; Cypriniformes; Cyprinidae
Product: insulin-like growth factor-binding protein 6
Exons: 4
Coding region: 490-1128 (212 amino acids)
Biological process (GO): regulation of insulin-like growth factor receptor signaling pathway
Cellular component (GO): extracellular region
Molecular function (GO): insulin-like growth factor I binding; fibronectin binding; insulin-like growth factor II binding
Source: RefSeq, a predicted model, not a curated record
CUUCAUUGUUAUCAUGGCAAAGAUUACUAGAACAUUUUCACAGAUGAUGCAAAAAAAGUAACCAUCAUAGCCAGAGUAAGUAUCCUGGGCAAAGGAAUGUUUCCAGAUACAAUAAUGGGUGAGGGAAAGCUGGAGAAGUGCUUGAUGAUUUCUAAAAGGAAAAAUAAUCUCUCUCUCUUUCUUUCCACCCCCCCUUACACUCUCUCUCUCUCUCUCUCUCUCUCUCUCUCUCUCUCUCUCUGUCUCUCAGUCCCAGCCCCUGAAGGUGUCAUAACUGUGCUCUCUCCCUCUUGCUCUCUAUCACCGCCUUUCAAAUCUUUAAAAGCCGCUGCUUGCCGUUUCUCACUCGUUCUCGGUUUGUAUCCUCUGGCACUGCAGGGGACUCCCGGCUCUCAGCCUCACUAAGCUGAAAAACGAGCAAAGAAACAGAGAGGGGAAAGAGAAAUAGACUUCCAGAAAUAGCAUCAGCCACGUACGACACAACUGAGCAUGGAGAACCUGAGACCCGGACGCAAGAUGUCCUUCCUUUCCAACUUGACCCCCGUUGUCCUGUUGCUGAUCGUCCACUGUGGAUCCUCGUCUUUGGCGGGUCGCUUGGGCCCCAACAAAAACUGUCAGACCUGCAAAGAUGGGCACCCCUUGGCUGCGGGCCGGACCUCCAGGGAUCCGGCUGGGGCGCCCAGCACAAAUGUGUUGGCGUUGGGGGAGCCCUGUGGGGUUUACACACUGAGCUGCGCCAAGGGGCUUCGCUGUGUACCCCCUCCACGUGAACAUAGCCCCCUUCAGGCUCUGCUGCAGGGCAGAGGCUCCUGCACCAAACAGAGCAAAACGAGUCCCACCGAGAGGCCCCGCCCCACAGGGCCACAUCCUUCGAACAGUGGUGAAAUAGAAAAGGCUCCAUGUCGUAAGCUGCUCAACUCUGUCUUGCGUGGACUCGAACUCACCAUUUUCCAGUCGGAUCGGGACAUCUACAUCCCAAACUGUGACACUCGUGGUUUCUACAGGAAAAAGCAGUGUCGGUCCUCUAAGGGCAUGCAGCGUGGCCAAUGCUGGUGCGUCGACGAGAUGGGAAACACAGUGCCAUCACGUGCCGGCGAGGAUGGCAUUUUACCAUGUGAUGGAGAGUGAGGGGAGCGACUGCCCCACAGCUCUGAGCCUGGAGGAGGAGGAGGGGUACAGGGAGAGGGGAUGACUUCAACUUGGUGCAAGCCACUGCCAGACCAGAACACUCCAGGGAUAAACCACUUGACAUGGGAAUGGGCCCUCACUCAGAACGUCCAAACCACAUUCACUGCCAUAAACUCGAAUAAACAGCAUCAGAACACUAAUGACCACUACACCACAUGAACUUAAGCUGGGAUAGAUCAGCUGUUACAGAGAGAUAUUUAAUUCCCUGGCCACAACUUCUAUCCACGCUUAUGUUUGUUUUUCAAUGGGCGGUUUAACUAUUAAGCAGAUGCUUUCGAACCCGUCCCCUCUCCCCUUCUUCAGUGAUACACUGACUAAACUAUACUUAUGAAAAUGGAACAUACUUUCUCGUCUAAUUUAUUCUGGAGUUACUAAAUUUCCUUGAAUUUUCUCCUCAAAGACUUGCGUGCUUUUGAAUUGUACACAUUGUUAUGUAAUCGACAUCUAAACUCUAUCAUAAUGUGCACAUUUGGCAAGUACUCGUUUAGGCCUAUAUGACACUCUGCAAAUGCACGUCGUGGAUUAUUUGUACAUAAGUGCGGUUAUCGUGGUUGGUUGUGUCAUGAGGUAGAAUAUUCUUGAAUGCUGAUGGCUGUUAU